This is a messenger RNA of Zalophus californianus (California sea lion), 5888 nucleotides long. RefSeq names its product glutamine--fructose-6-phosphate transaminase 1 (gene GFPT1). The transcript has 19 exons. Gene Ontology annotation, molecular function: carbohydrate derivative binding; L-glutamine:D-fructose-6-phosphate transaminase (isomerizing) activity. Lineage: Eukaryota; Metazoa; Chordata; Mammalia; Carnivora; Otariidae. The record is from RefSeq and is a predicted model, not a curated record. Gene Ontology annotation, biological process: UDP-N-acetylglucosamine metabolic process; carbohydrate derivative biosynthetic process; fructose 6-phosphate metabolic process. The coding region runs from base 124 to 2169 and encodes 681 amino acids.
CCGAGGGAGUCGUGUUGGCUUGCCCCGGGCCCCCAAGCUCGCGAAUCGCCCCCGAGGCUCGUGUGCGCGCUCCCGACCUCGCCAGCCGUUCGCCGCUCGCCCGCGGACCGUGCCUUCGGCAUCAUGUGCGGUAUAUUUGCUUACUUAAACUACCAUGUUCCUCGCACAAGACGAGAAAUCUUGGAGACCCUAAUCAAAGGCCUUCAGAGACUGGAGUACAGAGGAUAUGAUUCUGCUGGUGUGGGAGUUGAUGGAGGCAAUGACAAGGAUUGGGAAGCCAAUGCCUGCAAGAUACAGCUCAUUAAGAAGAAAGGGAAAGUCAAGGCACUGGAUGAAGAAGUUCAUAAACAACAGGAUAUGGACUUGGAUAUAGAAUUUGAUGUACACCUUGGAAUAGCACAUACCCGUUGGGCAACACAUGGAGAACCCAAUCCUGUCAAUAGCCAUCCCCAGCGCUCUGAUAAAAAUAAUGAAUUUAUUGUUAUUCACAAUGGCAUUAUCACCAACUACAAAGACUUGAAAAAGUUUUUGGAAAGCAAAGGCUAUGACUUUGAAUCUGAAACAGACACAGAGACAAUUGCCAAGCUUGUUAAGUACAUGUAUGACAAUCGGGAAAGUCAAGACAUCAGUUUUACUACCUUGGUGGAGAGAGUUAUCCAACAAUUGGAAGGUGCUUUUGCACUGGUAUUUAAAAGUGUUCAUUUUCCUGGUCAAGCAGUUGGCACAAGACGAGGUAGCCCUCUUUUGAUUGGUGUACGAAGUGAACAUAAACUCUCUACUGAUCACAUUCCAAUACUCUACAGAACAGGGAAGGACAAGAAGGGAAGCUGCAAUCUCUCUCGCGUGGACAGCACAACUUGCCUUUUCCCUGUUGAAGAAAAGGCAGUGGAAUAUUACUUUGCUUCUGAUGCGAGCGCUGUCAUAGAACAUACCAAUCGUGUCAUCUUUCUCGAAGAUGAUGAUGUUGCAGCAGUGGUGGACGGCCGUCUUUCUAUCCAUCGAAUUAAACGAACUGCAGGAGACCACCCUGGACGAGCUGUGCAGACCCUCCAGAUGGAACUCCAGCAGAUCAUGAAGGGCAACUUCAGUUCAUUCAUGCAGAAGGAAAUUUUUGAGCAGCCAGAGUCCGUUGUGAACACGAUGAGAGGAAGAGUCAACUUUGAUGACUAUACUGUGAAUUUGGGCGGUUUGAAGGAUCACAUUAAGGAGAUCCAGAGGUGUCGGCGUUUGAUUCUCAUUGCCUGUGGGACAAGUUACCAUGCUGGUGUAGCAACACGUCAAGUUCUUGAAGAGCUGACUGAGUUGCCUGUUAUGGUGGAGCUUGCCAGUGAUUUCCUGGAUAGAAACACGCCAGUUUUUCGAGAUGAUGUUUGCUUUUUCAUUAGUCAGUCAGGUGAGACAGCAGACACCCUAAUGGGUCUUCGGUACUGUAAGGAGAGAGGAGCUCUAACUGUGGGGAUCACGAACACUGUGGGCAGCUCCAUAUCGAGGGAGACAGACUGUGGCGUUCACAUUAAUGCUGGGCCCGAGAUUGGUGUGGCCAGCACGAAGGCUUACACCAGCCAGUUUGUAUCCCUUGUCAUGUUUGCCCUCAUGAUGUGUGAUGACAGGAUCUCCAUGCAAGAGAGACGCAAAGAGAUCAUGCUUGGAUUGAAGCGGUUGCCUGAUUUAAUUAAGGAAGUACUGAGCAUGGAUGAUGAAAUUCAGAAACUGGCAACAGAACUUUAUCAUCAGAAGUCAGUCUUGAUAAUGGGACGUGGCUAUCAUUAUGCUACUUGUCUUGAAGGGGCACUGAAAAUCAAAGAAAUCACUUACAUGCACUCUGAAGGCAUCCUUGCUGGUGAAUUGAAACAUGGCCCUCUGGCUUUGGUGGAUAAGUUGAUGCCUGUCAUCAUGAUUAUCAUGAGAGAUCACACUUAUGCCAAGUGUCAGAAUGCUCUUCAGCAGGUGGUUGCCAGGCAGGGACGCCCAGUGGUGAUUUGUGAUAAGGAGGAUACCGAGACCAUUAAGAACACAAACAGAACAAUCAAGGUACCCCACUCGGUGGACUGCUUGCAAGGCAUUCUCAGUGUGAUCCCCUUACAGCUGCUGGCUUUCCACCUUGCUGUGCUGAGAGGCUAUGACGUUGAUUUUCCCCGGAAUCUUGCCAAAUCUGUAACUGUAGAGUAAGGAGCGUCUGCAACUCUGGGCGAUUGAGCAACACAAGACACCUUUUGUAUUUAACACCUUGAUUUAAAAUUCACCCUUUGAAGCCUUUUUUAGUAAAUCCUUAUUUAUAUAUCGGUUAUAAUUAUUCCACUCAAUUUGUGAUUUUUGUGAAAUUACCUCAUAUUUUUCCAGUAGUUUGUGGGGGAGUUUAAAUAAUGGAAUUUAUAUUGGAAUCGUUACCACAGAGAUUUAGCUCUCAUUUUCUUUAAAGGAUGCUGGGUGUUGGAUUUCUGGGCCCUUCACUUCAGUCUGGGAGAAUCGUGUGUUUUUAGAAUAAUUGGCCUUUGUUUUACCGUGCUUCUAUUCAUUCAGCCCAAAGAAAGUGUAGUACAUUUAAUUUGGAAUAUCUAAAGCCAGUGGCAAUGUCUGCUAAUGGUUGGACAUUUAAUUAAGGUUUUGUUAAGUUUACGUAUAAAGAGAAGAUGCUGUGGUUUGUUUUGAAAUUUGUUUGUGUUUUGUUUUUAAAUCAAACUGUAGAACUUAAAAACUGAAAGCUUUUCUUGGUGGGAUUUCUAUGUAAGUUAGGUUAACCUGAGUGUCUCAGACCUGUUGCUUGUUAUCUGGAGGUGGAGUUAAUGCAGGAAGCUCAAGUAGGGUAGUACAUUGGUUUUCUCCACUCUUAACAGCAAGUAUUUGCACAAUUUCAUAGCAGAAACUUUAAAUUUGAGCUGCUUUGGACAACUGACAACAUGAUUUUUCUUGUGAAGAUGGGGGACCUCCAGGUGGGGUGCCCUACUUCUAGUUUUUCCAUCUUCUAAAACUGAUUUUUAUUUCCUUGUAUCUGUAGUUUUUUGUUUCAUGUGUUUUUUUUAAUGACUUCUUCUUUGAAAUCACCACACAAAGUUGCUGUCAUACGUCUGAGAUUAAAUCAGUACUGAUACAUGCAGAAUUCUCUAAUUUUUGUCCCAAGGAAAAAUUUCCUGCAGUGAAUUUUAACUUUUUACUGCCUUUUUGCAUAAAACUAGUACCAUCCUGCCAGUUGGCAGUUCUUUGUAGUUUGGAAGAUUUGCAAGGCUUUUGAUUGGAAGAUUUGCAAGGCUUUUGACUAAUCAUUUGACUGUAAAUGUACAUGCUGAGCCAGGCUUAGAGAAAGCUGAGUGCUUUACACUGAUGCUAGUGAAGGAUUGCAUCGAACACAGUUAUUAUUUCCUAGGUAUAUUUCUCUAUUGUCUGUGUUCUACCCCUGAAAUAUAUUUAGGAAUGAAGAAGAUACAAAUAAGUAAAGUGGUAUCAAGGUGCCUUCAGCUGGUUUACGUCAGAAAUGGAAAUUAACAAUUUAGAUUAAAAUAGAGUAGAAUAUUAGUUUGACAUCCAACAUGUUGUGAGUAGUAAUUUCUUUAUGGGGCUUUUUGGCCAAAUCUUGGGGGUUAUAGGGCAGUGUGUUUGUGUUUUGGUGAAGUCCUCUUUCUAGAGUUUUUGCCUUUAAAUUGUGAAGGUAAGAUAUUUAGCAUAAUUAUUUAAGUAAAUUCAUGUUUUUUCUUUUUUCUGUGUUUGAAUUUCUUGGUGAGGUUAAGAUUUUCUAAUAGCUAUUGCUGCAAGGGGAGCACAGAAUUCUGCUUGUUUUAGGGGGUUAGAAAAAUACUUUGCAUAUUUUGAGGUACUUUGGAAGGACUGUCCUCCUAGGUGGAGACUAGAAACCUGGUUGUUUUUAAAAAUAAGGUUACUAUUGAUAUCAUAUAUAUGUAGCUAUAUUUAUCCAUUUUAAUUGUUUCUGAGAUUAUUUUGUUUAGGCCUGCUAGUUUUAGUAUGUGUAUAGUGUCAAUUCUUAUGUUAAAUUAGCAUUUUAUAUCUGUGAUUUGUAUGGGUUUGUAGCAUUUCUUAAUGGUCUGAAGUUUGAGUCAGCAUUCUGAGCGAACAAAUACGUGAAGUCAAUCAUUAGUUUUCAGUUUCUCUUUUUCUCUUUCUCUCUCUCUCUCUCUCUCUCUCUCUCUCUCACACACACACACACUUCAAGCUAGGAUAAGUUCUGAACUGAAUAUCAAAAGCCGAUAUUGAAGAACAAAGAAGUGAUAUUUUCCAAAUAAACAUGGUUUCUCCUUCUUGUCCCUUCUUGCUUCUUACUUUAUUUAAUGUAGUGAUUUUUAAAUGCUUUUAUGUAUUAAUUAUGAACACAAAAAAAGAUACUCUAAUGAGGCAAAUCACUAAUAACUGUGCAUGCCCAGUUAAAAUGAAUGUAAUAUUAACAGAUAAGAAAAUCUGAUUUUUCAAGAAAGAUAUGCUACAAAAGGAGUCCUUUAUAUAAAAAGUUCUUUCUUGUAGUACAUUUAAAGUUUAAAUUCACUCAUAUGUAACUUAGAGUUCCUUACCUCAGCCAUGAGCCCUCUUUAGGCUGGGGUCAUGGGUAGCAUCUCGUACAUGGCCCAGUAAAUGAUGGUUACUUUGCAGUCACAUGGCUUUUCUGUCUUUUUUUAAUUCCCUGUGUCGGGAAUGGGAAGAGGAAAAUUAAUGUUCACUGUUUUUAGUGUGCUGUAAUUGUGUCAGCAUCCUAUUGGCAAGUCACUGUGCCAGGAACUGGAAAGGACAUCUUGUUGAAAGCAAAGUCUGCUUGUCCCCAGGCGGACUUAUCAGUGGUGAAGACGAAGAUCAUUGCGAGACACAGGGUGAGGGAGUGGAAAAGUGGAGGUGAACUGGGUUGUUAAAUAAUGGUCCAAGUUUAGGGGUAUAUAAUGUUCACAAGAGGUGGAAGAUGCAUUUUGUAGAGUGCACUCUUACCGCACACUUGUGUAGACCAUCUAUCUGUGGUACGCUAAGGAAGGUAAAGGCGAAAUGCACAAGGGAGAAAGAAGCAAGCAUCGAAUACUACUCAAGAGGAGUGGACACAGGGUGGUGUGCAGCUGGGGCUGGGGGUUAAGAGAGCUAACACAGAUUUUCUCUCUUAGUUUUGUGGAAAGUUGUUUCUAAGAUGAUACCAACUUAUCCUUCUGAAUACAGGUCUGUUGAAUUAAGCUAAUCAGGACAGGAGGAAAAGGAGCCCUGUUUUUGUUUUUGUUUUUGUUUUUAGCUCCUUGGUAAUGUUCAUUUGGCACUUAUUUAUAUUGUCUUCAAAGAAGGAAGACCAGAAACAUAUUUUAAGAAGUCCUUUGGAGUCAGGUGUUUUAUCUGUUUAAAAACUUAGGAUAUACUGUAGCAAUAAAAGGGAAAGACUAAUGUUAACUAUUGUAUGUGACAACUGAUUUUUCUAAAAAGCACAAUGUCACUGAAAAGUAUUUGUCAAAAAAGAAAUCAUAGCUCACAUGGAAUUUGUGAAGGCCAAAGAAAUGGAAGGGAAUGGUAAAGGAAGGUAUUUUAGCCUUGUGUCCACAUAUUUAGUGCGUUUUGUUUACCAGACUGCCAGAUAAGAGUGUCUUCUUCAUGAAAACAUACUACAGAUUACCUUCUUUGUUCUUCAUGUUAGAAUCUCAAGUUUAGAAGAAUUAACGCAUCAGUUUUUUCUCACAAUAUUUAAGGAUUAUUAAUAUAUCAGUAUUUCCCUUGCUUGGUGAGUUUAACCAUAUCUUCACAUCUAUGACAUGACAACCAAUAGGACUGAUAACAUUUGCUUUGAAUCAAUAAUUUCCAGGCUUAAAAUGAAAAUCGUAGUUGACUAGCAAGAUCGUAAAGGUAUGCUGUAUUAACUUGUAAGUCUGUAAUAGCUUGAUAUCAAUGUUAUGGAAUCUACAAUAAAUGAUGGCUAAUGAGAA